Messenger RNA from Guillardia theta CCMP2712, 611 nucleotides. RefSeq lists its product as hypothetical. NCBI's taxonomy places the organism in Eukaryota, Cryptophyceae, Pyrenomonadales, Geminigeraceae. The annotation marks the transcript as partial. The transcript has 8 exons. The record is from RefSeq and is a predicted model, not a curated record.
GAUGUCGAAGAGCUGACAGAUUCGGCCUGUUCGAAGAUCCGAAAAUAUGUCCAGCAGAAGAGAGUCAGGCUCGAUCCUUUCUUCGAGGCCUACGACAGGCUGCGUCAUCGCGCCAUCACUCGCCCUCAGUUCUUGCGAGCGCUGAGCGCGGCGGUGAAGAACCAGGUGUACAUCUCGCCGCAGGAGGAGGAGGCUAUCUUUGCUUCCUUCUCCCGCCCUGAUCAGAUGGUCAACUAUCGCAACUUCUGCGAUCACUGCAUGCAAGUACAGAGAGAUCUCGAGAAACAGCCCUUGAUUCAGCUGGCUGAGGACGAGGCCCCGUCGCGUAUCCGCCAUAAUGAGCUGACGGACAAGGACGAGAUUUAUUUCCACAACACUCUGCUCCCAAAACUUCAGCACAUCGCACGUGAGCAAGUGACGAAAGGCCAAUUCCUCCGAGGAUUGCCAGACAAAUUUCAGGUCGCGUGCUCCAAGAGCGACGUCGAGAUCCUCGUGCAGAAGUACGGCGUGAAAGACAUGUUUGGGACAACAGUCGAUGUCGACUAUCACUCGCUCCAUUUGGAUAUCUCAGGGUCUGACCCUGCGCUGAGCCUGCCGGAUGGGUUGACUCA